CUGCAGUCUCUGGUUAUCUUCUGUACUACGUCCGCAGUCUCUGGUCAUCUGCUGCACUAUGUCUGCAGUCUCUGGCCAUCUCCUGUAGUAUGUCCGCAGUCUCUGGUCAUCCCCUAUACUCUGUCCGCAGUCUCUGGUCAUCUCCUGUACUAUGUCCGCAGUCUCUGGUCAUCUCCUGUACUAUGUACGCAGUCUCUGGUCAUCUCCUGUACUAUGUACACAGUCUCUGGUCAUCUCCUGUACUAUGUCCGCAGUCUCUGGUCAUCUCCUGUACUAUAUGCCGCAUCUUCAGUCUCCCCAAAGGUCUGUAGUCUCUGGUUAUCUUCUGUACUAUGUCCGCAGUCUCUGGUCAUCUCCUGUACUAUGUCCGCAGUCUCUGGUCAUCUCCUGUACUAUGUCCGCAGCCUCUGGUCAUCUCCUGUAGUAUAUCUGCAGUAUCUGGUCAUCUCC
This is a messenger RNA of Staurois parvus, 450 nucleotides long. The record is from the annotation of a GenBank genome assembly. NCBI's taxonomy places the organism in Eukaryota, Metazoa, Chordata, Amphibia, Anura, Ranidae.